GAGUGAAUCCCCCCCUCUGUCAUCUCAUCCAACAAGUCUCAGACUGACACCCAACCCAGCAUCGCUUUCAUGGAUCGGAUGGAGAAGUCUUGCCAUAAUUAGCGCAAGUUUUGUCCCUUCUCCGAGGUGUUUCACCUUGCCAAGGAAAAUCAAAGCCAUUAGGCAAAUGUGACCUGCAGUUCCCUCUAUAACUGGAGCCACAGAAACAAGCAAAAUACACAUACACAAAAUAUGGAUGGUUUAAUUGAACAGAACAGUGUACUUAUGCAUAAUAAAAUCACAGAGGCUGGAAAAAGAAAUGGCUUAAUCAACACAAGAAAUUUAAUGGCAGAAAAUAAAGAUGGAAUGGUGUCGGUUUAUCCAACUCCCCAAUACCAGAGUCACAUUGUUGGAACUAUUUCAGCACAGACUGCCAUAGACAACAUAAAAAAUGACCCAGUUCAACAAUUGUUGGAUCCUAACAUGCUGCAACAGACUGUGGAGUCCCACUAUCGUCCCAACAUCAUUCUGUAUUCUGAGAAUGUCUUACGUUCUUGGGGAGAGAAUGUCAGCGCAGAGUGCUGUGAAACCACAUUUAUUGAAGACAGAUCACCAACCAAAGACAGUCUUGACUACCCAGAUACCAAGUUCAUUGACCUUUCCUCGGAAGACAUCAAAAUCCACACCCUUUCCUACGAUGUAGAAGAGGAGGAGGAAUUUCAAGAGUUAGAGAGUGACUAUUCAAGUGACACAGAAAGUGAAGACAACUUCUUAAUGAUGCCACCAAGGGACCACCUUGGCCUGAGUGUAUUUUCCAUGCUGUGCUGCUUCUGGCCUCUGGGAAUAGCUGCCUUUUAUUUGUCACACGAGACAAACAAAGCGGUAGCCAAAGGUGAUUUUCAUCAAGCAAGUUCCAGCUCCCGACGAGCACUCUUCUUAGCGGUACUAUCCAUCACUAUAGGAACAGGAAUAUAUGUUGGAGUGGCUGUAGCUCUUAUAGCCUAUCUUUCGAAAAACAAUCAUUUAUGAACCAAUCAAAUCAUAUGACUCACAAAACAAGGCUUACAUGAUGGAAAGGCACAAGACUGGACUUGAAAAGUCAAUAUACCCAAGACACCGAGUUUGCCAGGAUUGGACUACCGUGGGAAAGAGGUUUUACAGUCUGGAUUCAAAGUUUCCCUGGAUGUACCUUCUGUUUGGAUGUAUCUUCUGUUUUCAUCAAGAGUUUCUUUGUUUCUUAUUCAUAUGUCUUGCAAUCAUGCUAAGCAAUGAAACAUCAGAAAAAUUGGCAAGACUUUGUUUUUUACUUAUGAAAAGUCCAAUGGCGACCAUUAAAGUGUAGACUCACUUCUUGGCUGUAACUGCAAGUAUGACUUCAUGAUACACAGUUCAUUCAUUUCGGUGUAAACCAGCGUUUCUGCCUUGUAAUGUUAGAAUAACAGCAAUAUAUAAAUAGCGGACGUCAUGAUUCAUUCUCAUGGGCUGAUUAAAUCAAUUAGCGCCUGGCCCCGGGCUAGUUAUGAAGCAACCUUUCAUUCAGUAUAUCAGCAUGAUGUACUCUGGCCUUUUUGACUUAAUCUCAGCUGUAUAAGCUCCUUUGACAUUGAUUGUUAAUUGGGUUGAAAUGAAAUAAUAUUGAGCAUGUUCAGAAGCAAACAGUUUUUCAGUGCUAUGUUAUAAAAUAUAUAUUUUGUAAAGAAAUAUAA
Nanorana parkeri is the source of this 1685-nucleotide messenger RNA. RefSeq names its product synapse differentiation inducing 1 (gene SYNDIG1). Gene Ontology annotation, biological process: positive regulation of synapse assembly; synaptic vesicle clustering. The transcript has 4 exons. Bases 232 to 1008 code for a protein of 258 amino acids. Gene Ontology annotation, cellular component: synaptic vesicle membrane; postsynaptic density membrane; excitatory synapse. Lineage: Eukaryota; Metazoa; Chordata; Amphibia; Anura; Dicroglossidae. The record is from RefSeq and is a predicted model, not a curated record.